AACCCGGGAUUCUAUCGCGCUGGUGCUGAAGGCGGCUCGUCAUGGCCGCGGGUUUGUGAGAAACUCGGCUGUUUUUUUUCGGAGUCUCGACCAAACAUGGCCGGUUUUAGAGAAGCUGGAUUAGCCGGAGCUGCCCUGGCACUAACCGGAGGCGUCGCGUAUGUUAUCUGGAACUUACGAGACACCAAGAAACGACGAGAAGCAGAGAAAGUGAUGUUAGAACAGAAUUUAAACGCAGAGAAACAAGAAAAGUUAGUCGAGAAAGAAAUAAGGAGCGAAACCGCGCGCGAGGCUCCUGUCGUCUCUCAGCAGGGGCAGGCAAGAGGUUCUCAAGUGUUGGUGUUGGGUUUGGAUGGCGCGGGCAAGACGAGUCUUCUUCAGUGCUUUGCGACAGGCAGCGUGGAGCAGGAAGUGUCACCCACUCAGGGGUUCCACGCCGUCUCUAUCAACAGAGAGGAGCUGCACAUCGAGUUCCUCGAGAUUGGCGGUGAGGAGAAGCUCCGAGACUACUGGCCUGUGUAUCUGAAAAAGGCUCGGGUGUUGGUGUUCGUGCUGGACGCGGCCGACUCCACACGCUUUCCUCUGGCUAAAACCAGCCUGCACCGGCUGCUGGCCUCUGAGCCGUUCCUGCCGCUGGUCCUGCUCGCUAAUAAACAGGACCUCCCGGGUGCGUGCGGAGUGACUGAGCUGUACGAGUCGAUGGCGUUGGGUUCAGUAGGCGACGGCCAUAAGCUGUCUGUUUUGGGUACGCAGCUUUGGAAAGGCUCGUCCGAUGCUCAUGCCAGCGCACAGGACGCUUACGAGCUCAUCCUCGAGAUGAUGAACAGUAACUGUGCGGAAUAGCAAAGCUCCACCUGACUGGCUAAUAUCAGCCUCAACAAUGAUGCUGAUUGGUUAUUUGUUUUUAGCUAAGAUUAAUGAAUGUCUAAACGAAUCAGGGCUAUUGUGUCACCAAAGACAUCCCUUAAGCAGAAAGCACUAAACUAAACAUCUUUCAGGGUUACGGGUUUAUUGUUGCAGUAUUUAAGUAACACUAAAGCAGCACUCCUCUGAGUGUUUUUACUGUGGUUUGAUUUCGUCUUAUGCAAUGUGGCUUAGAUGUUAGAUGUUCUUGUACAAGUACCACAAUUUGCUGAGCACUGUGUUAAUACUGUAAAGGCUGUUAUGGAUGUAUCUGUGUUUAACAUGGAGGUGAUAUACAUUUGUAAUUGAUAGACAUUUGAAAUUUUUUUUUUUUAUAUUAUUAUAUCUGUAUAGAUGAUAUUACAUUCUGAUAGAUUUUUAAAGCAAUAUAUUUGUUUAAAAAGUAUUUAAAUAUCCAAUAAAAUGUUUACAUGUA
Pangasianodon hypophthalmus (striped catfish) is the source of this 1339-nucleotide messenger RNA. RefSeq names its product ADP-ribosylation factor-like 9 (gene arl9). The record is from RefSeq and is a predicted model, not a curated record. Lineage: Eukaryota; Metazoa; Chordata; Actinopteri; Siluriformes; Pangasiidae. Gene Ontology annotation, molecular function: GTP binding; GTPase activity. The transcript has 4 exons. The coding region runs from base 97 to 843 and encodes 248 amino acids.